AGAAUAGAUAUGUCAUGCGGAAACACCAGGGAAACACCACAAGGCAGCAUUCAUACCACGAUUUUUUCGAGCCAUCAUUUUAUGCAGGUAACGUUAAUGAGGUACAAAUAGGAAAUGACAACGACGACUGGAAACGACUACCGCUCCAUCUUUCAUUUGUGCCCAAAUGACGAAGCUUUGGUUGGACUGAGAAAAGUGAACCCCGUCUUAAAGCAGGCUGUAACAACUGCCCCAGUCGCAGACGAGUUGGAAAACAAAUCACCAGAAGAUGACAGACAGCGAGAGUCCAGCCUGGUUAGAGAGGUGUCCGACAAGAUGGUGUGCUCAGCCUGCAAAUGCCUCUUCACUGCUCGUGAGGAACAGAUUGAGCACUACAAGCUUGACUGGCAUCGCUUCAACUUGAGACUAAAGAUUUCGGGAAUGCCACCAGUCACAGCUGAAGAGUUUGAAAGGAAGACCGGAGCUGGAGACAUGUCAAGUAUCUCAGGCUCAGAGUCCGAUUCAGAAGAAGACGACUCAGAUAGUGAGAGUGGGGGAACAAGCAGCAACGUCACCGGCACUGAUAAUGAGAGCUCAGUUGAAACCAGUUUAUUUACUGGCCGGGCCUCCAGCAAGGUGUUUUUCCACAACUCAGUUGGGCAAUACCUUUCAGUGUUCCGCUGCAUUCUGCGGGGACAGUCCGAUGAUGAUCAAGAUGUGGUAUCCUCACUGAAGGCCAUAAGUCAGAAAACUGUGUGGGUCAUUCUCAUGACAGGUGGAGGACACUUUGCCGGUGCUGUAUUCCAAGGAAAAGAAGUCCUUCAGCACAAGACCUUCCACCGAUACACGGUGCGAGCGAAGCGAGGCACUGCCCAAGGACUUAGAGACUCUCAGAACCGCAGUCACACGCCCAAAUCUGCAGGUGCUUCUCUGAGGCGACACAAUGAGGCGGCACUAGUCAAGGAGAUUCAGGAUCUUCUGUCUAGCUGGGCUGAACAUUUGAAAGAGGCCUCUGCAAUAUUUGUACGAGCCCCCAGCUACAAUAAAAGCAUCUUUUUUGGUGGUCGUGCAGCUCCUUUUGACAAAAAAGAUCCCAGGGUCCACACAAUUCCAUUUGCCACUCGCAGGGCAACCUUUCGAGAGGCACAGAGGGUACACGAGGUGCUUUCCACCAUCCAUGUUUAUGGGAAAGACACAGACAUGUCUGCAGUUUUCAGUCCAUCUAAGAAGGCCUGGAAGAAAUCUGUUAAACUCCGAGCACAAAUACAUACCAGUCAAGAGAAAGCAGAAGAAAACGAAAAAAACGAUAGCUCUGAUGAAGUAGAGGGUGGAGAGAUCCAGCUGGAGAUGGUGGAGGCAACAAUAGGAACUCUGGACCUCAGGGAGUCUGAGAUAUAUCCCUCCAGGCACAGGAGGAGGAGGAGGAGAAAAAAGGAGGAACCCAAACUUCUAAAUGAGGAAGCAGACAAUCAAGAAGAGGAAGUGCCAGUGGUUACACCGGCAGAAGACGCGCCUCGAGAGGCGCAAUCAAAGAACAAGAGGAAGAGGAAAGCACAGAGUAAGAAACCACUGGAAGAAACUGUUGAUGAGUCAUCAGAGUAUGGCCUGAGGGAUGAAGUGUUCACAGCCUGUAAGGUUGGGGAUACAGAUACUCUAUGUAGAGUCCUUCAGCUACCUGGAGAAACGUCAGAGAGUCGAGAGCAGUUGGACAGCAACCCUUCUGAUGUCCCAAGUGCUCUAACUCUCCUUAAUAAGCCCAUUGACUCGUCUGGGUUCACGUUGCUGCAUGUAGCCUCAGCAGCUGCACAAAAGGCAGUGGUCAGGCUGCUCCUGGACGCAGGAGCCGACCCAGCCUGCAGGGAUAACAAAGGGCAGACCCCGUAUAUUGUCGCCCCUGACAAAGACACAAGGAAUGUGUUUCGUAAAUACAUGGCUGAGAAUCCUGACAAAUAUGACUACAGCAAGGCGCAGGUCCCUGGGCCACUAACUGCAGAGAUUGAAUCCAAAAAGACGGAGAAGAAAAAGGCACAAAAGGCAUUGAGAAAACAACGCGAAAAAGAGCAGAAGGAGGAAAAGAAGAAACAAGAGUUGGAGGCAGAAGAAAAGAAGAGGUUUGCAUCUCUGACUGAUCGUGAAAAGAGAGCUCUGGCAGCAGAGAGGAGGUUAGCGGAGCAAGUUGCUGCAACAGGAGUUGGCCUCUCUAAUGUGAAGAGGUGCUGGUUGUGCGGAGAGUCUCUGCUUGGGAAGAUCCCAUUUCAGUAUCUAGAGUAUUCCUUCUGCACCCCUCGCUGUGUCCAGGCACAUCGAAAAGCCAACACUCUUCCAGGCAAGACCUAACUCUCAUGUAUAGAACACCCAUUUGAAACAUUUCAGUUGAAAGGAAGCCACUUGUGCAGCCUUGAAAGAAGAAGAAUAUGGCUUGUCAGUGUGCCAGUUUCAUUUUGAACUCUAAAAUGACAUUUUUAACAUUUAUUAUGGCAGAUGAUAUCAGAUAACUGGAUGCAUAUACUGUAUGAAAACAUUACGCAAUAAAUGUAUAAUUUAUUCACUAUUCAUUCUAUGUAAAAAACGAAAAGAAAAUGCAGUAAAAAGCUGUACUACGGUUUAUAUAUCACUGUCCUUUCUGCCACCGGCGUCAGUGAAACAAACUCCUCGAUGAAUCACUGUUUACCUGAAGCUGCUGUUUUGAAGCAGUUUUGGAUUGGGAUGAUAAAGAAUUGGCUACAAAUGAUACAGCUGAUUAGACACUGUAAAAAGAAUACCACCAAAAUAAUGCGGAAAAAAGCAUGGAGCAAAUUUCGUGAAGUGAACUGUUCAGAAGACUCUGCUUCAGUCAAACUUCUUCAUACAGAUUUGGGGAUGUAUAAUUUUACAGCUAAAUGUUUAGAAAAUGUUGUGGCACUAAACUAAGUGCUCUGUUAAGACUUUUUGACAUUAAGCUGAGGCCGGUCCAUGAAGAGAACCCGUAGGUGUGCUGGGGCCCCCUCCAGCUCCAGCACUGUGAUGUUGUUGGGCAGGGUGGUGCUGAGUAGGGGUCCAGGGAUAUAGAGAGUCAAUUGAGGGCCCCUUGCUGGCCAGUAUCGUCCCAGAUUAACACCAUUAAUCCAAACCUGACCCUGUUAUAAAAAAAGACAACAAUGAUUAGGAUACAAUAAUGAAAUCCUCCCACAGGAUUAAAAAAUAAAUAAAUCAACAUUACCUUUGUCCAUUCAUUGAGUUUGAGAAAGGUGUCCCAGGCAAGGCCGUUGGGCUGUAAAGUUCCCAUGUAGAAAACUGG
Messenger RNA from Etheostoma cragini (Arkansas darter), 3256 nucleotides. RefSeq names its product ankyrin repeat and zinc finger peptidyl tRNA hydrolase 1 (gene ankzf1). Bases 115 to 2316 code for a protein of 733 amino acids. The record is from RefSeq and is a predicted model, not a curated record. The transcript has 16 exons. Gene Ontology annotation, molecular function: protein binding. Lineage: Eukaryota; Metazoa; Chordata; Actinopteri; Perciformes; Percidae.